AAAUAAACUCUACAACUCUACUCUUUAAGCCACUUGUAACUACUGUGUGGGAAGCCUGCGCUCAAUUCUUUUUUAUAGCCUUUUUGACAGCUUUCAAUAGAGAGUGUUAUCAUUUUGUGUAUUGGGAUAAAUCAGUGUAAGAACUGGAGGCUUGUUAAACAGCCAGACACGUCACACUUGAGCAUUGUUCUGGGCAUUUAAAACAGUAAUUAGAUGUCUUCUCUGCACCUAGUUCUCAUGAAGUCAACUGUGCAAGGAAUCUCUCUCUUCAUCAAAGGACAGUUUAUGUAUUACAGUCAUUUGUUUGGGGUUUUGUUUUCUCGUUUUGUUUGUACUUUUAUUGUUUUUUGAGGCAGACGCUUGUUCAAUAGUCCAGGCUUUCCUUGACCCAGACAGUCUGGGCUGCAAUGCACAAUAGUCCUACUAAUCCUUCUGCCUCAGCCUUCUGGUUGUUGGAGUGACAAGUACGAGCUCCCAUUUCUGGCUCCACAUAUUUGUUUAAACUCCUUGACACUGUUUCCUUCACAUGCACCCUUUGUGAAACUGGACACUAGGCAUGGCAGUUAUGUAGAUAAUUAGUACUGUCAUGUGUACUCACAUGCCACUGAAAAAACAUGUACGUGUAAGAAUGCAUCGUUGGUUCUUAGGAGGACCUUAAGUUUUUAAUAUUUAUUUCAAAUAAAUCUAUGUCAAUGUUUAAAAUGAUACUUUCUCCAAACCCCCAUAUGACAAUAAACCCCUAUUUCAAAGAACAAACAAAAGUAAAUCUACCUUUUGUAAAUUGUGAAGUGAAUUAAAAAUAAAGUACAAAUAAAAAUCAGUAUUUAUGCUUCAAAGUUAAUUCAUGAGAAAAAUCCAUAGUUCAGGAUCUUUUUCCUCCCUCCCUCCCUUCUUCCCUCCCUCCCUCCCUCCCUCCCUUCUUUCCUUCCUUCCCUCUCUCCUUCUCUUCCUUUCUCUCUUCUUGUCCCCUCCUUUCCUCCUUCCCCCUUUACUUCCUCUUGCUCUUUCUCUCUUAAAAUUUAGCCCUAACUAAAUUCUCAGCAACUUGUUUUCUCUUUUUUUAUUUGGAGUUGAAUUGGGUAUAAAUCCAAUAAACCAGCAAGUGUGAACCCAGACUGGAGUUAGAUAGAAAAAAUCACUUUUAUACUUACAAUGGAGCCUUAAAACGUUGGCAUUCCAGUUCCCAUUGCAACAAACAUCAGGGAAUGAAAGAAAAGCCUUCCUAACUACUCAGUUCAUCUUUAACUCACUGCAAAAUCAGGCUCAUUAAUGACUCAUAGUUUUAUGCAAUUGUACCAGUUUUGUGUUCUGUUCUGUUCUGUCCUGUCCUGUCCUGUCCUGUCCUGUCCUGUCCUGUCCUGUCCUGUCCUGUCGUCCUGCUUUAUUUUGUUGAAACUGAAUCUCACAAUGUAGACUUGGCUGGCCUUGGACUCACAGAAAUCUGCCUGCCUCUGCUCGGCUCCAUACCACAUUUAAUAGGCCCUGCUAGAGUCAUUGUAUUGAAAGGUUCAGGUAGAUACCAAAUAGUGGACGAAUAGUGUGUUAUGAAUGCAGCACCUUAUGCAAUAAAUAGUUAGCCUUGGCCAGGGCCUCCACCUUCUCGCCCAUUUCUUUUCAUAUUUAUUUUGUUUUUGUUGUUUUGGAUUCUCCUCUUUCUUUUAGAUGUAUCUUAAUGUUUUGCCUGCAUGUAUAUAUGUGCACUAAGUGUGUGUCUGAUGUCCUUGAAUGUCAGAAGAAGGACUUGAAUUCCCUGCAACUGGAAUUACAGGUGGUUGUGAGCCACCAUGUAGGUGUACGGAAUUGAAACCUGGUCUUCGGCAGGAACCAUUGCCUACCUAUCCUCCAUGAUCCAUUUUUAAGUUUACAUAGCUUAGUUUUGGUAUGAACCAUGAUGGAAUUGGAAAUUCUUGUGGGACGAAAGGUCAUGAGGCAGCAAAACUUAUGGCAGCUCAUAUCACAGCAAAUACCAAUCCCUUCUCCUGGUCUGCCUGCAGCAGAGACUACAUCACCAGCUUUCUAGAUUCAGGCCGUGGUACUUGCCUUGAUAAUGAGCCUCCAAAGCGUGACUUUCUUUACCCAGCUGUGGCCCCAGGUCAGGUGUAUGAUGCUGACGAACAGUGCCGUUUCCAGUACGGAGCAACGUCCCGCCAAUGCAAAUAUGGGGAAGUGUGUAGAGAGCUCUGGUGUCUCAGCAAAAGCAACCGCUGUGUCACCAACAGUAUUCCAGCUGCUGAGGGGACCCUGUGCCAGACGGGGAACAUUGAAAAGGGGUGGUGUUAUCAGGGAGAUUGUGUUCCUUUUGGCACUUGGCCCCAGAGCAUAGAUGGGGGCUGGGGUUCCUGGUCCCUGUGGGGCGAGUGCAGCAGGACCUGUGGAGGAGGAGUCUCUUCAUCCCUCAGACACUGUGACAGCCCAGCACCUUCUGGAGGUGGAAAAUAUUGCCUUGGGGAAAGGAAACGCUACCGCUCUUGCAACACAGAUCCAUGCCCUUUGGGUUCCCGAGAUUUUCGAGAAAAACAGUGUGCAGACUUUGACAGUAUGCCUUUCCGGGGAAAGCAUUAUAACUGGAAACCCUAUACUGGAGGUGGGGUAAAACCUUGUGCAUUAAACUGCCUGGCUGAAGGCUACAAUUUCUACACGGAGCGAGCCCCUGCUGUGAUAGAUGGGACCCAGUGCAAUGCGGACUCACUGGACAUCUGUAUCAACGGAGAGUGCAAGCACGUAGGUUGUGAUAAUAUUUUGGGAUCUGAUGCUAGGGAAGAUAGGUGCCGAGUCUGUGGUGGGGACGGAAGCACCUGUGAUGCCAUUGAAGGGUUCUUCAAUGACUCAUUGCCCAGAGGAGGUUAUUUGGAAGUGGUUCAGAUACCAAGAGGCUCUGUUCACAUUGAAGUAAGAGAAGUUUCCAUGUCAAAAAAUUACAUUGCUUUAAAAUCUGAAGGGGAUGAUUACUAUAUUAAUGGUGCCUGGACUAUUGACUGGCCUAGGAAAUUUGAUGUUUCUGGGACAGCUUUUCACUACAAGAGACCAACAGAUGAACCAGAAUCCUUGGAAGCUCUGGGACCCACCUCUGAGAACCUCAUUGUAAUGGUUCUCCUCCAAGAACAGAAUUUGGGAAUUAGGUACAAGUUCAAUGUUCCCAUCGUUCGUACUGGCAGUGGAGAUAAUGAAGUUGGCUUCAUGUGGACUCACCAGCCCUGGGCCGAGUGCUCUGCUACUUGUGCUGGAGGUGUCCAAAAACAAGAAGUGGUCUGUAAAAGAUUGGAUGACAACUCCAUUGUCCAGAACAAUUUCUGUGACCCUGACAGUAAACCACCGGAAAAUCAAAGAGCCUGCAGCACUGAGCCUUGCCCACCUGAAUGGUUCAUUGGUGACUGGCUAGAGUGCAGCAAGACUUGUGAUGGUGGGAUGCGCACAAGGGCCGUGCUCUGCAUCAGGAAAGUUGGACCUUCUGAGGAGGAAACACUGGACUACAGUGACUGUUUAACACACCGGCCUGUGGAGAAAGAGUCCUGCAACAACCAGUCAUGUCCACCUCAGUGGGUAGCUUUGGACUGGUCUGAAUGUACUCCAAAAUGUGGUUCAGGAUUCAAGCAUCGGAUUGUUCUGUGCAAGAGCAGUGACCUUUCUAAAACGUUCCCAGCUGCGCAAUGUCCAGAGGAGAGCAAGCCUCCUGCUCGCAUCCGCUGUAGUCUGGGCCGCUGCCCUCCUCCCCGCUGGGUGACAGGAGACUGGGGCCAGUGCUCUGCUCAGUGCGGCCUUGGACAGCAGAUGCGCACUGUCCAGUGCCUCUCCUAUACUGGACAGGCAUCUGUUGACUGCCCAGAAGCUGUUCGGCCUCCAUCCAUGCAGCAGUGUGACAGCAAAUGUGAUAGCACCCCUCUCUCCAGUACUGAAGAGUGCAAAGAUGUGAACAAAGUGGCAUAUUGCCCACUGGUGCUGAAGUUCAAGUUCUGCAGCCGCGCAUACUUCAGACAGAUGUGUUGUAAGACCUGCCAAGGACACUGACCCGCAGAGAGCCAGACAGUCCUGUCAUUUCAUCAUGGAAACCCGUCCGUCAACGAGAGCCACCCAGAGGAAGCGGAUGGAUGUUCUUACAAAAGCAUUACCCUGUGGAAAAUGUAACCACUGGUCAGCCCCAGCUGACAGGAUUUCAAUAUUAUUUUAACUUCUGUGAAGUGGGAUUUAUUGAUCCAAAGUGCUGGACACGGUAUCAGGAGGGAGAUCUGAGAGAUCCAAACAACACAGGAAACUCACUUACUGUGGAACGUUUGUGUUCUUUCGAGUAAAUCUAACAGCCUGUUUACCUCCUUGGACCAUUAAGAUAAUUUUUAUUAUGGACUUAGCAAUGACACUGAAUCCAUUUGUAUUUAAGACUGUUUAAAAUGUAGUUAUUAUGACUUGGUUAACUAUGAAAGUAGAAGAGAGUCAGAAUUCUUAAGUCAUAGCUUAAAAAUAUUUACUACCCUUUAUCGCACCACAAUAGCACCAAACUUAAAUUAUAAAAUGGGCUUUAAACUGUAAUUUAAGAAACAACUAUAAAUCAAAAGUAAUGAAAGUUUGUAUUAUUUUUCUCUGUCCCACUUACUUUCCUUAGGAGUAACCCCUGUUCUGAACACUGCUGUGAGCCCUGUAUAAACUCCAGUAACAGUGAGGGCUUGGCUUGAAGCCGCGCAGCCAUUGCUGCAGCUGCGCAUGUCUAUAAACUCAGUGGCCAGCUUGCCGUCGUGCAAGUGAAGCUGAGAUUUCCAUUAAAACUUUAAGAGAGAAACAUUUCAAUUUCAUGCAGAAGCCAGACCUAGGCUAUGGCAGAGACUGAAGCACCAUGCCCUUUGCAGCCAUCACGUGGGGUGCCGUACUCGAGUCACCCGGACUCCUUAGUGUUUACAUCCCCACCAGCCACAGAUCAGCUUCUGCCCUACUGGGCUGUUGCAUGCAUGGUAAGCUCAUGGCGACAAUGCCAUGGGAAAGAUAAGCUCGCUCAGUAACAGCCACUUGCUGACAGCACGAUGGGUUCCAGAUGUCCCUUCUUUGAUAUGGUAGAAGGGCAUUUAUUUAUAUGAGAGCAAGUGUAUACGUGUGUGUAUGUGUGUGUGUGUGCAGACACUCCUGAGUGGGGGAAACAGGUGAGUUUGCUUGCAUAUAAAUGUGCUGUUUCUGUGAGUUUUAAAGUCGGGGAGGAUAACAACCAAAGAAGAAAAGCUCCACGAAGAGAGAUCACAAUAUAAAUUUAAAAGUCACUUGACCACAUCAUUUUUACAGAUAGUCUCAAUGGCAAUUAAAUGUGAAACCCAGUUUCCUGGGCGUGUCAGGUUCUAAAAAUCACACUUUACUGAACUGAAAUGACUAGCCUGGGUCUUCCCAUCUCCAAGCUUCACAAGUUGCCAUCAAAAGAUUCGACAAGUAGAUUUUUAAGGGUACUUGCUUACGCUAAUACUUCGUACUUGAACAUUUGUAAUUUGUAGUAGGUUGUUGGUGAAUGUGCUUUCUGUCGAGCACACCUCCUUAGUCCUUCACAUGUGUGCCCCAUACACACAGCAUCGUCUAAAACAAACUAAACACCUACAUGGUAACAAAGAGAAUAUUUUCAUUUAAGAGCAUGUCUCACUUAUCUACCACUGUGCUCUGAAGAUAGAUUUUGGUGUGUCACCUAUGUGGUGACCUUAGAAAGGCUGUCACCAAAGGCCUCCUCGGCUUCUUACUUGCUAUGUACAGUUGGCCUGGAUGCUAGCCCACAGUCCAGUGUGACCAGCCAUAUCUCAUUCCCUGCUUCUUCCUCAGUAUCAUCCCCACGUUUUCCAGAGGAGGCCAACACCUCCAUAUAACUGCCCUGAGAAGACCAGCCUGAGUGCCAUCACCGCCAUUCCAGUAAAGUAAGGCAACACAUGGGAGCCUGGCCCAGACUUGAAUUCCCUUGGUCCUUUUCAAAGGACAGUUAACUUGGUGCUAAUGUGCCUGGUAAAAUAUAGGAAGACUGGCGAUCGCCGAGGCAGUUUACACAUAGGCUUGCUAUCCAGAUCUGAUAUUUUUUAAUCAACUUUAAUACUAACUCAUGCUUAUAUUCCAAGAAGAUUUCCUACAGUACUUGUAGAAAGCUGUAUUUACCUCACUUGGAAGCUAACACCGCAAGGGCUGACUCCCAGGUACUGUGCUUAGCUAGGAUAAGAGAUCAGCCUGAGCUCUCCACAGGAAGUGCAUUGGCAUUGCUGACAGGCUACUGCCAGGGGCAGCACAGCCUUCCUUCUGUGGGGGAAGCAAAGCAUGGGUAUAACAGGAUUCAACAUUCUCAAGGAGACCCUGAACUUAAUCCUGAGCAGGUUACACAGAGCAGAGAGCAUCUUCCAUAGCACAGCACACCACCACUGCUACUGCAGCCAUCUCUGUCCUACAAGGUGGCAGGGAUCAGCAGCGGAGGCCGGGCUGCCUUGGCAAGCACUCCAAGUGUUAUGAGCUGUAUUGACUACUUAGGGUACCAGGGUACCCAUGGUUAGGAGCAGUGUCUGCCACUGGCAUAAAGGCCUCCCAAAAAAAGGAAUGUUAAAUAUACCCAAAUGAUUGAACCCCUAAAGGCAGGUAUGACUUCCCAAUAGUCCAUUUAAUUAGGAAUUUAUGUAUUUGAGUGAAUGUCUUAUAGGUAUCGUUAAUAAUACAGAACAAAAUUACCUUUGUAUUAUUGUGACUAGUUGUUGCUUAUUAUUUUAUACUCGGUAUUAAUGUGGUACACUGUUACUAUUUUUGCUUUUGUAAAUUAUAUUCUAAUUUAUUGCCAUGUUUCCUAACACCUGUCCUUUAUUCAUUCUCCUGCUCGUAAUGGAAAUGAAAGUCAUUGCAACACUUGAUGGAGUGAAAUUUCAUACCAGGCACAGAUGUUUUUUAACAUAGAUAAUUCAGUAAAUAAUAAAAUCUUCAGCUUGUAAAAGUGAUGCAGAUGAA
Molecule: messenger RNA, 6930 nt
Organism: Rattus norvegicus (Norway rat)
Lineage: Eukaryota; Metazoa; Chordata; Mammalia; Rodentia; Muridae
Source: RefSeq, a predicted model, not a curated record